Messenger RNA from Mytilinidion resinicola, 315 nucleotides. RefSeq lists its product as uncharacterized. The annotation marks the transcript as partial. The record is from RefSeq and is a predicted model, not a curated record. The transcript has a single exon. NCBI's taxonomy places the organism in Eukaryota, Fungi, Ascomycota, Dothideomycetes, Mytilinidiales, Mytilinidiaceae.
ACUUUGCUGGAUUUAAUUAUUAUCCGAAGACUUCCAUUUUCCUGCGUAGAAUGGCCAGAAUGGCAUGCUUUUAUUCAGGCCCUAAAUCCGGAAGGCAAUACCUUUAUACCAACAUCUCACAAUACGAUUAAGCAGAGGAUUGCGAAUUGGUUUCCACAAGCAAAAGAUAUCGUACGAAAACGACUUCAGUUAUCGCAAACAAGCAUUCAUCUUGCCGUCGAUAUCUGGACACCACUAAGCCAUAAUCUUUUGCUUACUAUCUGCGCUAGCUUUGUGGACGCACAAGAUCACUUUCGAAACAUCUUAAUUGCCCUU